GCCGGAGUGCGCGGCCACUUGUCGACAAUGCUGUCCUGCUCGCCCUCGGGUAAUCUGCUAGGAUGUUACCAGCCUCCUGCAUGAGAGAGCAUUUCGGGGCGAGCGACGGGAUGUCGAGCCCGCCGGACGUGGGCGGGAUAGACCGGCGCCGUGUGAAACAGCCUGAAAACGGGCAGGAGACGCCGUGCUGUCACCGAGGGAGCGGUCGAGAUUGGACCUGCGAGCGCCAGGCUCAAAAGGCGAGGACAGUGCACGUCGUCUCCCAGCUCUGUCCCCUAAUUCCCAGCAGAGAAUCCGUUCCCUACCUUCUCUAUUCUACGGUCCUUUAACCCCGUCUUCACAACCCCUCAGUAACGCUCUCUCAAACGCUACAUACCAUGUUCGCCGUCGCCAGCCUCCUUGCCUUCGCCGCCUCCGCCGCCGCCCUCUCCGUCACCCAGCCCUCCAACAGCACCGGCUGGACUACCAGCGGCCCGAACGCGGUCACUUGGUCCUCUGUGUCUACGGACAGGAGCAACUUCACGGUUGUUCUCAACAAUCAGAACAGUUACCCUGCCUACACAGAGGUUCUUGACGCCCUUGUCGUCACCAGCGACGGCAGCGUCACCGUGAAUCCGCCCAGCGGUGGCUGGGUCGCCGGCAGCGGCUACCGCGUCAACUUCGUCCAGGACUCGAACGAUCUGAACGCCAUCCUCGCUCAGUCGGAGGACUUCACCAUUACUCAGAGCUCUUCGAGCACCUUCACCAGCGGUGCCUCCACUGCGUCCAGCUCGGCGUCGUCUUCUGGCUCUGUGUCGGUCACCGCCCCUGGCUCCUCGGCCACUGACUCGUCUGCCAGCGGCACUGACUCCUCUGCGGGCACCUCUGCUUCCUCUGCAAGCGGCAGCUCUUCUUCCACGAACGCCGCGCCUGGCCUCAACGUCCAGACCGGAGUCUUCGGUCUCCUCGCCCUCCUGGGUGUCGCCCUUGCUUAAACGGAGUAGACAAACAUGGACUUCACCUCCCCACUAGCGUUACUCUUGGGCUUCUCGUUUUGUGACUACUGGACACUCUAGAAUAA
This is a messenger RNA of Rhodofomes roseus, 1060 nucleotides long. RefSeq lists its product as uncharacterized. The transcript has 3 exons. The record is from RefSeq and is a predicted model, not a curated record. The coding region runs from base 378 to 974 and encodes 198 amino acids. NCBI's taxonomy places the organism in Eukaryota, Fungi, Basidiomycota, Agaricomycetes, Polyporales, Fomitopsidaceae.